AUGGUUGUGCUGAUUGUGAUGCUAUACGCUGUUAACUUACAGUGGUGCUGCCUUUCUUCUUUAACACUGCUUACCUAAUGUGGAUUCUACCUGCUUCCCUGUGGGCCCUGUUAAUAGCCCUCAGGCAAUGUUUGGGUGACCCAUGAAGAAAUGGAAAAUCUUGCAGCUCCAGCCAAAACGAAAGAGUCUGAAGAAGGCAGUUGGGCUCAGACCCUGGCCUAUGGUGAUAUGAAUCAUGAAUGGAUUGGUAAUGAAUGGCUCCCCAGUCUGGGUUUACCUCAAUACCGAAGUUACUUUAUGGAGUGCCUGGUAGAUGCAAGGAUGUUAGAUCAUUUGACAAAGAAAGAUCUCCGCGUCCAUUUAAAAAUGGUGGAUAGCUUUCAUCGAACAAGCUUGCAGUAUGGAAUCAUGUGUUUAAAGAGGCUGAAUUAUGACAGAAAAGAACUGGAAAAGAGAAGAGAAUUGAGUCAGCACGAAAUCAAAGAUGUGUUGGUAUGGAGCAAUGAUCGAGUCAUACGCUGGAUACAGGCUAUCGGCCUAAGAGAAUAUGCCAAUAAUAUCUUAGAAAGCGGCGUACAUGGGUCACUUAUUGCCCUGGAUGAAAAUUUUGAUUACAGUAGUUUAGCUUUGUUAUUACAGAUUCCAACACAAAACACACAGGCACGACAAAUUCUUGAGAGAGAAUACAACAACCUGUUAGCACUAGGAACUGAAAGGCGUCUUGAUGAAAGUGAUGACAAGAACUUCAGGCGUGGCUCUUCCUGGCGAAGACAGUUUCCUCCACGUGAGGUACAUGGAAUCAGCAUGAUGCCUGGCUCUUCAGAAACACUGCCAGCUGGAUUCAGAUUAACUACAACAUCAGGGCAGUCACGAAAAAUGGCAACUGAUGUUGCUUCAUCACGAUUGCAGAGGUUAGACAGCUCGACAGUUCGCACAUACUCAUGUUGACAAGGCUAGCAAAGAAGCCAGCACUGAAUUGUUUUAGGUACGAGUACAUCGAUGGAUUCAUGUGUUGGUGUUGAUAUAGAAGAGGUCAGCAAAAACUAGUAAUGAACAUAUAUGACUGGGGCAGAAGGUCAGAACAACAGAAAAGCCACAUGCACAAUACUACAUAGGACGAAUAUCAUCUCUUUCUUCUACUUUACCUGAAGUGCACUACCACUAUCUUAGGAAAGAGCAGUAAAAACUCUCUUGAAGAACAGGGUAAUAGGGAAGAGAACACAUAAAGGUUUCUCAUGCAAACAAAUGUGAUGUUCUUUUCAUGUAUUAAGUUAUUGGUUAGUUUCAAGAAGAGUAAUGAAAUACCUUAAUAAUUUUAAAAACAAACAAGACCCCCCCAAGCAUCUCUGUCGUCAUAAAUUAGGCAGUAGUGCGCAGCCAAUGCUUUUAUCAAAUGGAGCCACUCAUUUUUACAUUGUUCCACCUGUUCUACUGUAAUAUACUAGACAUUUACGUAUUUACUGUGUAUGUAUUUCUUUUAAAACGUGUAAGUCUUAUGUAAAUGGAUAUAAAUAUGAUUUUUUUAAAUAAAAUCUAUGGUACAUGGGGUCUCAGUGCAAACACUUGACGAUACAAUGUCAAAAAUACUGUUUGUAUCUUUCCAUUCCACCAUUUUUACAGUUUUUUGAUUGUAACAGUCAAAUGAAUAUGUUUAGCAGAGUUAGAAGCUUCAACAUGUUCCUACUUAAAAAUCUGUCAAUAUUUAAAGCUGAACACCUGCCUCUGAUGUAUAAUAGAAUGAUUUAACCAGGAACUGGAGCCAAAUGGACUUACAAAGGCAAACAGAAAUGUCAGAUACCUAUAGAGAAGCACUGUGAUGGCUCUCCUUUUAAAAACAAAAACAAAACUGUUUACAAGGGUCAAAAGCAAUUAUCGAAAAAUAAUUUGUUUAAAAAAACAAAACAUUCUCCUAUGUUACCUGUGGACCAAGAAGAACCUCACUUUACUAAGAGCCACCUUUAUGUUCCAAGAUCUUCACAUGUCAGCCAGCGCUGGACAGCAAUAUCUAAUUGCUGUAGAGAAUCUGAUGCUCAAGCCUCCAAUUGUAUAAAAAUAAUAAGCCAAAACCCACCAUUUCUUCAUUGUAACAGGGCAUUAGACAGACUCCUGUCUAUCGUUAUGCUUUUAGCCAAGAUGGCCUUGCUGAGACUUCACAGAAGUCAGUUUUAUCAGAGGAAAUAACUGAAAGACAGAAUGAUAAAAUAUAGUGUAUAGGAGUUUGGAAGAGCAAUUAUUACCUGCUGUGGCUUUAUUUGGUGGUGUUAUUGUUGUUUAUUCUUUGUUUAUAUGGGAAGUUUCAAAGUAAGACCUACUUAUUAGUCAUUUACCUAUUUACUAAUUUUCUGCUGCUUGAUCCUAGCUCAAGACCUGUCUUUUAGUUAUUUCUUUUAGCAGUUUGAUCUGCAAUGUUUGCACGUACAUAGACAUUUGUUUUAUUGUCAGUUUCAUUUCACAAAUUUCAGUCAAUCAGAUGGUGACAGAUUUUUCUCCCCCCCGUUGUCAAAUAAAAAAAAUUU
Alligator sinensis (Chinese alligator) is the source of this 2516-nucleotide messenger RNA. RefSeq names its product liprin-alpha-2-like. Gene Ontology annotation, cellular component: presynaptic active zone. Gene Ontology annotation, molecular function: protein binding. The record is from RefSeq and is a predicted model, not a curated record. The transcript has 10 exons. The coding region runs from base 151 to 948 and encodes 265 amino acids. NCBI's taxonomy places the organism in Eukaryota, Metazoa, Chordata, Crocodylia, Alligatoridae. Gene Ontology annotation, biological process: synapse organization.